Molecule: messenger RNA, 663 nt
Organism: Rotaria sp. Silwood2
Lineage: Eukaryota; Metazoa; Rotifera; Eurotatoria; Philodinida; Philodinidae
Source: the annotation of a GenBank genome assembly
AUGAAUGAUCAUACAAUUGAUCAUCAAAAGCAAACAGUAACUAAAGAAGAAGAAAAUUUAAAAUAUCUUCCAUUUAAUAUUCAAUGGCUUGAUUCAAGUUAUCAGCAAACAUGUUUACCUGAUAGUCCAUGGCAAAAAAUUCUUGAUGAGCUUGAACCAGCCUUAGCAAAUACAGCACGUCAACAAUUUAAUAAUCCUGAACGUCGUCAAAUACUUAUUGAAUUACUUGGUAAAUUAUUUCAAUGGAAAUUAUUUCGAUCCGAACCCGAUACACCACAUAUAUUACUUCCACCUGUUAUGCCUGAAGAACAUCGACGUAAACUUGAAAAUGAAGCUAAAUCAUGGUUACAAAUUCAAACACAUAAAUCAGCACUUGAAAUAGGCGCAGCUGUAACGGAAGAUGAAGAUAUAAAUCAUUUAUCAAAUGAUAUGAAAAAUUUUCUUGAAUAUACAUAUCAAAUAGUACGUAAAUCACUUGAACGUUAUUUAUAUCAAGUACAACAAAGAGAAAGUCUUAAACAAGAAGAAGAGAAACUACAAGAAAUAAAUAAGAAAAAACAUCAAGAUGAAUUAACCGGGGGUACAAAACUUCGAUCAAUUUUACGUGAUACAAAGACUAAUUCAAAAAAAUUACCAAUGAUUGAUGGUUUGUAUGAAAUUUGA